CUCCUCUCCCGCAGUCCGUUAGGAGAAUCGCGGUGCGCGCGAGUCCGUGUGUGUGUGUAAAGUUGUUAGCGAUGGCGUCGUGUGCACGCGCUGUGUGGCUCGGGCUGAAGCUGCUGUUUAUCGCGGGCUCGGUGUCGGUAAACUGCGCGAGCCGAAGUGACCUGUUCGACUACGGAGUGCAGUUUGGAGAUCGGACCCUGCAGUCCGGUACCGACCAAACCGGGCAGGUUUACUUGGACCGAGCUGUGUUCUUCUUCAGUGAGAGCUUUGAACAACUUUACGUCAACACCAAUGGCUUUGUCUCCGUGGCUAACCCUCCAGCUCAGGCGGAGUAUUUGGGGAAGAUGCCUGCUAAAUUUGGCAUCAUUGCCGCUUUCCUUGGUGACCUGGACAACAGCGACGGAGUUGGGAACAUUUACUUCAGGCAGGACACCAGUCCAGAAUUGCUGCAGAGGAUUGGUGAACAGAUCAGCCAGGCUUUUCCAGACGAGAGCAAGCUCGAGCCGACUCAUGCCGUCGUUGUGACCUGGGAGAACAUUGCAGCUCAGGGAGAACCGGAGAGAGGAGAUGGAUCUCCUAAAGAAAGAAACACUUUCCAACUUGUCAUAGCGUCUACAGAACUGAACACCUAUGCCAUUCUGCUCUACCCAAAAGACAGCAUGCAUUACUUCUCCACUCCUGUAGGGGGUAAGAGUCGAGUGAGUGAAGCUGGCUUCAGCCAGGGUGAGAUUUUGGGCUGGUUCACGAAUAGUCAGGGCCACUAUUAUCGCAUCCCUUCUAAUGCUGAGAACACUGAUGUCAGAGAACUCACAGAAUUAACAAAUUCCGGCAUGCGUGGUGUAUGGGUUUACAAGAUCGGUUCCUCCUCUUUUUUUAAUAACAUCAUACCUGGCAAAGUCACCUCCACGAGAGACACUGUACUUCCCGAGGAACCUGGUGAAAACGCCGAGCCGCGAUAUUCUGGAAUGGAGUUCACAGAGGGGCUACCUUAUGAAGGAAAAAUAAUCCCAACAGUCAUACGCACACCAGAAAUCAUCAGACCCGAGCCAACUGUACGCGAGGAAAUCGCGAUCCCAGAUGAGUCUCACCUGACGUACAUCCACCAGUCUCCUCAAAGUAACAACCCUCACAAUGUCUACCCGUUACCUCGGGGGCCCAGGCCAGUCAACCCGCCUAUAGUGAUUCUGGAUGAAAGGGAUGAAGACAUCGAUGUUAAUGUGUUUUCUUAUUAUGAGACGUGCGCCAGCAACAGGCACAAGUGUCCUAGUUCUGCAGAAUGCCGAGAUUACAAAACGGGUUACUGCUGCCAUUGUAAGCCUGGCUUUUAUGGUAACGGGAAGGAAUGUAUCGCUGACGGCAAACCGCAGAGGAUGAACGGAAAAGUCAAUGGCAGAAUCUACAUCGGCAGUUCAGGGUCCCCGCUUGAGUUCUCCAACAAUGACUUGCAUUCGUAUGUGGUAGUAAAUGAUGGACGUGCCUAUGUAGCCAUUAGCAGCAUUCCAGACAGUAUUGGCUACUCCCUGCAGCCUCUCUCCUCACUUGGAGGGGUCAUUGGCUGGGCCUUCGCCCUGGAGCAGCCGGGAUUCCAGAACGGUUUCAGCAUUAUUGGAGGGGUUUUCACUCGCCAGGCCGAGGUGACUUUUCAACCAGGCGGUGAAAAACUCACCAUCAACCAGGAGUUCAAAGGAAUCGACGAGCAUGACCACCUGUUGGUGAGCACUCGGCUGGAGGGCAGGAUCCCAGAAAUCCCACCCGGUGCCAGUGUCCAAAUUGACCCCUAUGUCGAGAUCUACCAGUACGCCAGCAACUUGAUCACGUCCUCGUCCACCCGGGAGUACACAGUAAGCCACCCUGAGGGAAAUGUCGAGACCCUGACUUACCUGUGGAGGCAGAGGAUUACAUUCCAAAGCUGCCCGCAUGAUGAGUCCUUCCUCUCUGUACCGCCCAGUCAGCAGCUCAGCGUGGACCAGGUGUUCGUCUUGUACGACUCAGUCAACCAGCUCAUUCGCUAUGCCAUGAGCAACAAGGUCGGCCCAAUCAGUGGAACCCCACAGCAGAACCCGUGUUACACCGGGAGACAUGGAUGCGACACCAAUGCAGUCUGCCACCCUGGUCAGGGAAACCAAUUCACCUGCCACUGUGCUUCAGGCUUCACCGGCGACGGACGCUCCUGCUACGAUAUUGAUGAAUGUGCAGAGAGCCCGUGGAUCUGUGGCUCUAACGCCAUCUGCAAUAAUCAUCCCGGGACUUUCCGCUGCGAGUGUUUGGACGGCUUCCAGUUCGGCGCCGAUGGCCGCACCUGCGUCCAAGUGCACCAAGACAUGGAUCACUGUCAGAGGGGGACACACAACUGUGACGUCGCUGAACGCGCCCUCUGCAGCUACACCGGCGGAUCGUCGUACAUCUGCUCCUGUCUGCCUGGCUUCACGGGAGAUGGCAGAGCAUGCCGGGAUAUCGAUGAGUGCCAAACUUCCCGUUGCCAUAGAGACGCUGUCUGUUACAACACGCAAGGGUCUUUCAGCUGUCAGUGCAAUGCAGGUUUCUACGGUGAUGGCUUCAGCUGUACGGCUGAUUCAGUGCGUGAGAAGACCACAUGUGAGCUGCACAGAGAGUCAGCCCUGGGAGCCACAGCUAACGGUGGACAGGUUUUCUCACUGCCACGCCCAGCAGUGGGCCAAUACGUCCCUACAUGUGACCAGAAUGGAGCAUACACACCUAUGCAGUGCCAUGGUGGCAUCGGCCAGUGCUGGUGCGUGUACCCCAGUGGGGAGGAGAUCUCUGGGACCCGAACCGGCCCGGGCAGCAGACCUUCAUGUACAGAGUUUGUCCCUGUUGGCCCCACCACCAGGCCAGAUGUCAGACCUCCACCUCCAGGAGCUAAUCUUCUAUUUGCCCAGAAUGGCAAAAUUGAUCACAUCCCUCUGGACGGCAACGACAUGAAGAAAGAGGAGACUAAGACCAUGUUGCAUUUACCAGAUAAGGUGGUGAUUGCCGUGGCGUACGACUGCGUGGACAAGAUGGUGUACUGGACCGACAUCACACAGCCAUCCAUCAGCAGAGCCAGCGUCGAGGGAGGCCAGCCCACAGCCGUUAUCACAACAGGUUUAGGAAGUCCUGAAGGAAUAGCGAUCGACCAUCUGUCCCGAAACAUGUACUGGACAGACUCUCUUUUGGACCGGAUCGAGGUGUCUAAGUUGGACGGUCAGUAUCGGCGCGUGCUCUUUGACACAGACCUCGUAAACCCCAGGGCCAUCAUCGCUGACCCUGUCAAUGGGCGUCUGUACUGGUCAGACUGGAACAGAGACGGCCCUAAGAUCGAGAUGUCCAACAUGGACGGUACAGACAGGACUGUACUUGUGAACAAUAACAUCGAACUCCCCAACGGGCUGUCUUUCGAUCCUCAUACCAGGCAGCUGUGCUGGGCAGAUGCAGGUACACGUAAGGUGGAAUGCAUUAACCCGUACAAUCGGCUGAGGAGAAUGGUGCUGGAGGGACUGCAGUACCCCUUUUCCAUCGUCUCCCAUGGAAGAAACCUUUACUACACAGACUGGAGAAGGCAAGCUGUGGUAUCUGUGGACCAAGUGACAGGGAAAGAGGUGGAUGAGUUCCUGCCUCAGAAGAGAUCGCGCCUGUAUGGCCUCACCACCUCGUACCCACAAUGCCCUCAAGCUGACAGAAACUACUGCUCGAGCAAUAAUGGCGGCUGCUCACACUUGUGCCUGCCGCGGCCGGGCGGCUUCUCCUGCCGCUGCCCUAGCGCCCAGGACCCCACAUGCACCGACCGUACCAUCUGACAACACUUGAGCGAUGGACACUCGGGUGUAUUGACAAGACGGUGACAAAUCAACACCUGUGACACAUGAUUCAAGGACAAAAACAUUGUGUAUUGUAAUUAGAGAGUGAGAGAGAUCAUCCAUUUGCUAUCAGCCAUUAAACCCUGCCCCCAUCACCUGGGACUCUAAAGAUGUGACCUAGUAAAGU
Molecule: messenger RNA, 3981 nt
Organism: Clarias gariepinus (North African catfish)
Lineage: Eukaryota; Metazoa; Chordata; Actinopteri; Siluriformes; Clariidae
Gene: nid1a
Product: nidogen 1a
Exons: 20
Coding region: 72-3794 (1240 amino acids)
Biological process (GO): cell-matrix adhesion
Molecular function (GO): calcium ion binding
Source: RefSeq, a predicted model, not a curated record